Messenger RNA from Lachnellula hyalina, 1695 nucleotides. RefSeq lists its product as uncharacterized. Lineage: Eukaryota; Fungi; Ascomycota; Leotiomycetes; Helotiales; Lachnaceae. Gene Ontology annotation, biological process: regulation of DNA-templated transcription. Bases 1 to 1695 code for a protein of 564 amino acids. The record is from RefSeq and is a predicted model, not a curated record. The transcript is spliced from 2 exons. Gene Ontology annotation, molecular function: DNA-binding transcription factor activity, RNA polymerase II-specific; zinc ion binding.
AUGGUGUAUUGUGGCAAGCCUUCGAAAGGAUGCCAAGCAUGCAGAGACAGGAAGACACGAUGUGAUCGUGCCACUCCAUCAUGCAGCCAGUGCAUACGCGGACAACGGCCCUGCCCAGGUUACCGGGACCAAUUAGAUCUUAUAUUUCGGGAUGAAAGUGAAGCUGUAAUUGGGAAGGCCAAGGGGAAGGCAAAGGCAAGUUCAAGUUCAAAAGCAAAACAAAAACAAAGGCCGGCGUCAAAAUCGCCGGCGUCGACAAUCAGUAGCGACAACUGGACCCCACCAGUCGACGAUGAGCAGGAAUACUUGAAGAAAGAAUUCGCUGAGCUUGUAUUGGAACCUAACUUGCACGGAGGCUUUGUUCAGGAAAUGGUACCUUUUGGUUCAUUGGGUUCAUUCAACCUUCCUCCAAAGACACCACUUGAAUUUCGUGCUCAGGCUUUCUUCUACUCAAAGUCGCCCCUGUGGCUUCGAAACUUCGAGUUUCUAGGCGCGUUAUGCAACCAAACCAACGCAGAUGAACAUCUCCUCGCCAGCAUGAGCGCCGUCGGUCUCGCCAGUCUCUCCAACACCCUCCAUACACCCGAGCUCCUAACCAGAUCUCGAAAAGACUAUGUCAGAGCCCUCCGCCUCACCAACGCAGCUCUCAGAUCCCCUACCGACGUAAAGAAAGACAGUACCCUCUUCUCAGUUAUGAUCCUUAGCAUCUACGAAACCGUAACCGGCACCAACGAGCGAUCCCUAAACGCCUGGACUGAGCACGUCAACGGGGCCACGGCCCUUGUUAAGCUCCGCGGUCUCGAACAAUUCGAAACAGAGGCUGGCCAGCGCAUGUUUAUCCAAGUCCUGGCUUACAUCAUGCUCUCCUGCAUCCAGCGAACAAUUCCCAUGCCAGCACACAUGAUCGAGCUGCGCAACAUCGCCGCAAAACAUAUGGAUACAGGAAAGACCGCCUGGCGCUCCACCGGCGUCAUCAUCGACUUCACCAUCUUCCGUGCUGCAAUCCGGGACUCGAAAAUCGUUGGUCCGCGCAAUGUAGUCAACGGCGCGUUGGAAAUCGACAAUCGCUUCGCCGAAAUCUUCAGCCGAGUGCCGAAAGAAUUUAGAUACGAAACCGUAUACACGGACGAGAAUCCACAUCUGGUAUGGAAUGGCAAGUAUCACAUUUAUAGCGAGCAUUGGUCGGCGCAGAUCUGGAACGGGACGCGCACGUGUAGGAUUUUGCUCGGUGAGACAAUAAGGGACCAGCUGAUUGCUGAUGCUAAAAGUCUGGUGCCGAGCUUUUCACCAGAGGAAAAUGAGGCGAUUUUCAGGGAUUCUAAGGUAGUUUCGAUGCAGUGUUCGCGGGAUAUUCUUGCUUCGGUUCCGCAGCAUACUUCUGCGCAGGACUCGACGGAACCGGCGCGGCUAUUGACGGGGUCGAGAGGCAAUUUUAUAUUAUGGCCGUUGUAUCUGGUUGGGGUGAUGGAUCUGUCGAGUGAUGAGGUUAGGGCGUGGGUCUCGCAGCGGUUGUGCAGUAUUGGGGAUGUGGCAGGUAUUAAACAGGCUAGGUUGUUAGGAGAAUUUAUUGCGAAUCGGAAUAACCCCUUUCAGUGGGAGGUUAAUGAGGUGUUCAAGGAAGGGUUUUUAACGAUGGCUGGGAAUCAGACCAGGUUUGAGGAAUCGGAUGAAGAGGGAGUUAGACUAAAUGAAUGA